Messenger RNA from Hyaloscypha bicolor E, 372 nucleotides. RefSeq lists its product as uncharacterized. The transcript has a single exon. The record is from RefSeq and is a predicted model, not a curated record. The coding region runs from base 1 to 372 and encodes 123 amino acids. NCBI's taxonomy places the organism in Eukaryota, Fungi, Ascomycota, Leotiomycetes, Helotiales, Hyaloscyphaceae.
AUGAUGCUCCAAUUUCAGUUCUCGAACAGAAAACUCUUCCUCGGCUUGAUCCUUCUCCUCUGGGGACUGCACACAGACACUACCACUGCUUGUCCACACUCUCCACUUACACAAAUCGGCGGGGACAGAACAUCGUUCGUUGUCAGAGCAGCAAAUCCCGAUAAUCCCACCCAGCUGCCAGCCGUGUCAAGAGCGCUGACCAAGAGAGAUGGAUUCAGCUUCGGUAAAAUGGUGAUCAUCGUCAUCAUACUCGCAUUCACGACCGCUUUCCUCAUCUUCCUUUACAUACGGAAGCGCAAAGCUCAACAGGGAAAAGAUAUGGGUGAUGGGGAUUCUAAGUUCGGGAUGAGGGGAAUGUGUAGGGUUAUGUGA